CAUUUCAAUUGCAUGUCCCGUCCCAUCCCUUCCCACACCCUUCUCCCCCUUCUCUUCAAACCUCUCCCUCUCCUUUCUCUCCUCAACUCGUAAGAAAUAGCAAACAUCCCCCACACCCGCAACAUAUAAAGACACCUCUGAUGGCAGUUGAAGCCCACCAUCUUCACCUCUUCCCCUCCCAACUCCUUAGAAACAGAGAAAUCACCAACGCUUUGGAGAACCAAUCCAGCAUCUACAACACCCAAAUGAGCUUCGUCGCGCCCGUCUCCGGCACUACCGGCUCCUUCAUCCCCUUCUACAAUCCCACCACCCCCACCGCCGCCUCCGAAAGCAGUCUCACCUUCAACAACCUACCCCCUGCCGCCGCCGCCGCCGCCGUGCGGCUACCUAAGAAGAGGUCGCGAGACUCCGACCGCCCGCUCUGUUUCCUCGGCGAAGACAUCUCCUCCCACGUGCACCACCAGAUGCUCGACGUCGAUCGGCUCAUCGCCCAUCACGUAGAGAAGGUGAGAUUCGAGUUGAUGGACCGGCGAAAGCGUUUCGCAAGGCAAGUCCUCGUAGCAGUCGAGGAGAGAGUAUCGAAACGGCUAAAGGCUAAGGAAGAGGAGAUCGAGAGGAUCGGCAAGCUCAACUGGGCACUAGAGGAACGCAUCAAGAGCCUGUGUGUGGAGAACCAGAUAUGGAGGGAUUUGGCUCAGAGCAACGAGGCCACGGCCAACGUUCUCCGGACCAACUUAGAGCAAGUCCUCGCAGCUCAGGCGAAGGUCAAGGAGGAGCACGAGGGCGAGGGCGAGGCCGCCGACGCCGAGUCAUGCUGCUGUGGCGACAACCAAGAAGAGGAGAUUAAGCUGAUCAACCCAUGGAGGAGAGCGUGCCGGAAUUGCCGAGAAAGCGAGCCGUCGGUGCUGCUGCUGCCCUGCCGGCAUCUCUGCUUGUGCUCUGCCUGCGCUCCGGCGAUCGACGCCUGUCCCAUCUGUAAAUGCCGCAAGACUGGUAGUGUCAAUGUAAACGUGUCGUGAAUCCCAAGAAGAAUAAACGGAUAACAUGCUUAGAUCAUAGAGAAUUUUUAGUCUCUGUUUUCCAAGGCUUUUUCCUUUCUUUUUCUUUCUUUUUCUUUUUUUUUUUUUUUUUUUUUCUGUUCCUCAGAUUAUGGUAAUAGUUUUUGAUCGUAAGGAAAAAUUUGUUAAAUUAUUUGUAAACACGUACACUCAUCAAAUCUUUUCCAGAUUUCUUCUU
Messenger RNA from Elaeis guineensis (African oil palm), 1236 nucleotides. Its product is annotated as probable BOI-related E3 ubiquitin-protein ligase 3. Lineage: Eukaryota; Viridiplantae; Streptophyta; Magnoliopsida; Arecales; Arecaceae. Gene Ontology annotation, molecular function: ubiquitin-protein transferase activity. Gene Ontology annotation, biological process: regulation of programmed cell death. The record is from RefSeq and is a predicted model, not a curated record.